Rhipicephalus microplus (southern cattle tick) is the source of this 1203-nucleotide messenger RNA. RefSeq lists its product as uncharacterized. The record is from RefSeq and is a predicted model, not a curated record. NCBI's taxonomy places the organism in Eukaryota, Metazoa, Arthropoda, Arachnida, Ixodida, Ixodidae.
CAAGACAGUGAGGCAUACUGGACAAAAUUCAACCUCCGGAACCCGAUUUCUAGGACCAUGAGCAGCUCCGAGCAGCGGGAUGGAGCAGCAGCGCCGGUGUCAGAAGCGGAGGCGUCUCCGGAACCAACGCAGCUGCCAACGGUUGCGGAAGAACCCGCUGAAAUUGGGGCUUCCACGAGCACGUGUUCGGACGCGGCCACCUCCACAGUGGCCAGCAGCGGCAGCCAGAGAGUCCUGGCCACGCCGGUAAAAUCGAGCCCUUCUCUGGCCGAGUUCCAAGAGCACCUGUCUUUGUUGCGGGAGGGUCUCGUGGCCACAGAGAAUAACCUGGACUCUGUGCCACCCGAGGAGUACAGGGAGCUCAAGACGGCACUUCUCCAGGUGAGCAAGAUGAUAUCUCAGAUGGAAGCGGUGGCCGAAACUCUCGGCGAGAAGAGACACAACCUGAGGAACGAGCUGCGGACGCUGCAGGACGAGAACGCCAACCUCCAAGGGGCACUGGUUUACGAGCGACGCAAAUCCCAGAGCCGGGGUCGUGGCGGCCCUCUCUGCACGGAGGGAGAGGCAUACCGAUUCCGCCUCCUCUUCCUUCUCUACCUCCACCCCCUCUGCUUCCCCGGCGCGACAGUGCCACACUGUACAGCCCAAUGAGGUCGUUUUUUUGUCCACCAUUGCUUACAAGGUUCCGAGCAAUAAACGAUAGCGAUUCCUCCCUGGUGGACUUGAUGAACGAAAGCAUGGCGGGCAGCGCUUCCUCCAGCAGAUUAAUCGCCAGCGCGGGAAGUGGUCCCGGUCCCUCUGCGACUGCCAGAAGAGGGCGUGCGUCUACCCGAAAUUGGCGUGGUGGAAGCAACGUCACUGGUACAAUGACAGGCUUGAAUAGGCGAACGGGCAACGCCUCAAGAAGGGGUCGCGGAUCCACGAAGAGGUCGAGAGUACGCCGGCCUCCGAGAACAUCGACGACCAGCGGCGAAAAUAGCGACGGCUCGAGUAGGCCUGCCGUAGCCACACUGAACAGCGCACUCACGGAGGCCGAUUCAGGAUUGGCCCAGGAUUCAACGCCUUCUGAAACUCCAACAUCGGUACAGCAGCAACCCCCAACUGAUUCGAACAGCGCAAGCAUGCAGAACUGAUGUCAGAGUUUCGGACCAGGCGAGAAAUUCACGAGAACGAUUGCGUUUUUUUUUACCCCACAUGAACACG